Molecule: messenger RNA, 5745 nt
Organism: Trichophyton verrucosum HKI 0517
Lineage: Eukaryota; Fungi; Ascomycota; Eurotiomycetes; Onygenales; Arthrodermataceae
Exons: 6
Coding region: 1-5745 (1914 amino acids)
Cellular component (GO): cytosol
Source: RefSeq, a predicted model, not a curated record
AUGGCGGAGGAUAACCCGGAACUCCAAGCGGCGCUGCGACAGCUUGACGCUGAACUGGAGGAUGGCGAUAUUACGGAGAAGGGGUACCAGAAGCGCCGCGCACUCCUUCUAUCGCAAUAUAUGCCACAGCCUGCCGCUAGCCAGCCGGAAAACCCACCCCUGCAUAGACCAUUAAGCUUUGAGCAGAUACCGCGCGGCUCUGAGACCAUCAAUGUCUCAUCCGGAGAACGCCCGGCUGGUCCUGGAGCUCAUGCACCGCUUCCUCUAAACGUUUCUCCGCCGAGCACCCGGCAGCAGCCAGAGCACCAUAUACCUUCGCAUCUACUCGGGCCUUCUAGUGGCGAACAGACAACAGGGGCAGACCCUAAUUAUGGCCCCUAUCUGGGCAGCCAACUUUCAAGGAUUCAAGAACAGGAACUUGGCUUCUCCCUUACACCUUCUGCACCACCACCUACAGCUCCCAUUGGGCCUACUGGGAACCGAAACCAGUCAGUGGGUUCGUAUGACUCGCUUUUCCUUCCAAGAGGUCCUACGGAUAGCUAUGAAGCUUCCCGAACGGGGACGCUGGUAAGCCAGAAUUAUGCAUUCAACCCGAACCAGCAGCCUGAAAUCGAGCCGCCAACACGACACUCAACCAUCGAUUCGCAGCAAGCCUAUUUCUCCGACUUUGCUGGCCACCAGCAAGAACCCAGGAGAGAUAGUUAUGGACAGAACCUUCAACGAUAUUCUCAAAUGGAACCAUUUUCUCCUACCGCGAACAUACCUCCUGCUCCAAUGCCAAUGUCAGCCAUGCCUGGUGGAGCUGCUGUCAACCACCUUCUUCCUCUCGAGCCCCGAGAUAUCCCAUUUGAUGUUCAAGACCCACAUAACCCUAAUAUACCAAUGUCAAGCUUUGAUAAUAUCCCGACUGUUCUCAGACAUCGUGCACGCACACUGCCAAAACAGCCAGCGUAUUGGGUUCUUGAUCAGCGUGGCAAGGAAAUCGCAUCAAUUACUUGGGAGAAAGUAGGUAGCCGAGCGGAGAAGGUCGCUCAAGUUAUACGAGACAAAAGCAAUCUAUACAGAGGAGAUAGGGUUGCUCUGGUCUAUAGGGAUAGUGAGCUCAUCGAGUUCGCUGUGGCGCUAAUGGGAUGCUUUAUUGCCGGUGUUGUUGCGGUCCCCAUCAAUAACCUGGAAGACUAUGCGAGUCUAAACGUUAUCCUCACCUCGACACAAGCUCAUCUUGCUUUGACAACAGAGAAUAACCUGAAGACGUUCCAGAGAGAUAUCACUACCCAAAAACUCAACUGGCCAAGAGGCGUGGAGUGGUGGAAAACAAAUGAAUUCGGCAGUUAUCAUCCAAAGAAAAAAGAAGAUGUUCCUGCACUCGUUGUCCCGGACCUGGCCUACAUUGAGUUUUCCCGUGCUCCUACCGGUGACCUCAGAGGCGUUGUCUUGAGCCACCGGACAAUCAUGCAUCAAAUGGCCUCAUUCAGUGCAGUCAUUGCAUCUGUCCCACCUUCCCCUGACCGCCCAAAAUCUCCCGCUGAAAUCUUGAUGACCUACCUUGAUCCUAGACAGGGAAUCGGGAUGAUUCUGGGAGUACUUCUAACUGUAUACGGAGGACAUACUACCGUAUGGCUAGAAUCUCACGCUGUCGAAACUCCUGGUCUAUACGCCAGUUUGAUCACCAAAUUUAGAGCUACUCUUUUGGCCGCAGAUUAUACUGGAUUAAAACGCGCCGUGUACAACUAUCAACAGGACCCCAUGACGACGAGAAACUUCAAGAAAAACGUUGAACCGAACUUUUCCAGCUUGAAACUCUGUCUUAUAGAUGCAUUGUCGGUUGAUUGUGAGUUUCAUGAAAUCUUGGCCGAUAGAUGGCUACGCCCCUUACGAAACCCCAGAGCUCGGGAACUAGUCGCUGCUAUGCUGUGUCUACCAGAGCAUGGUGGAAUGGUGAUAUCUAUUCGGGACUGGCUUGGAGGUGAAGAGCGAAUGGGCUGCCCCCUGACGCAUGAAAUGCACCCCGUAGAGGAAGACAAGGACAGCAAGACUGAAGAAAAGGAAAAAACUGACGAACCAAAACCUACUUUUGGAAGCAGUUUGAUUGGUGGAGCUCCUACGGCUUCUCCAAAAACAGAAUCCCCAAGGAACGAGCUGAGCGAGGUAUUACUGGACAAAGAAGCAUUGAAGAACAAUGAUGUCGUGGUCCUCGCGUUGGGUGAAGAAGCCCGGAAACUCGCAGACACCACUCCAAACUCAGUAAGAGUUGGUGCUUUUGGAUACCCCCUUGCCGAUGCCACUCUUGCUAUCGUCGACCCGGAAACCGGACUUCUUUGCACACCAAAUCUUAUCGGAGAGAUCUGGGUCGAUUCACCAUCAUUAUCUGGAGGAUUCUGGGCACUACCAAAACACACUGAAACUAUUUUUCAUGCUCGUCCCUUUAGGUUCCAAGAGGGCAGUCCUACUCCAGUAAUCGUGGAACCAGAGUUCUUACGAACGGGCUUACUUGGAUGUAUUAUCGAGGGACAGGUUUUCGUUCUUGGUUUAUACGAGGAUAGAUUGCGCCAAAAGGUAGAAUGGGUGGAACAUGGAGUUGAAAACACCGAGCAUCGUUAUUACUUCGUUCAGCACUUGAUUCUCAGCAUCAUGAAAAACGUUCCCAAAAUCCACGACUGUUCUGCAUUCGACGUGUUUGUUAAUGAUGAGCAUUUACCUGUCAUCCUUUUGGAGUCAUACGCGGCCUCUACCGCGCCCAUUACUUCUGGUGGCCCCCCGCGUGUUCUUGAUACCUUACUUCUAGACUCUCUUGCUGAGAGAUGCAUUGAAGUUCUGUAUCAGGAGCAUCAUUUGAGGGUUUACUGCAUCAUGAUCACGGCGCCUAAUACCCUACCUCGAUCGACUAGAAAUGGCCGCCAGGAAAUAGGAAAUAUGUUGUGUCGUAGGGAAUUCGACAAUGGUACCCUACCCUGUGUCCACGUCAAAUUUGGUGUUGAAAGAGCAGUACUCAAUCUGCCUAUUGGUACUGAUCCGGCAGGAGGAAUCUGGUCUCCUUCAUCAUCUGCCGUUCGUCAGGAGGCACUUGCGAUGCAAGAAAAGCAAUAUUCUGGUGUUGAUAUCAGAGAUGUAAUAAUGGAUGAUCGGACAUCUACCCCCCUAAACAAUUUCGCCAGCAUUGUUGAUCUACUCCAAUGGCGAGUCAGCAGGCAAGGAGAGGAGCUUUGCUACUGCUCUAUUGAUGGUCGUGGCCGGGAAGGCAAAGCUAUAACAUGGAAGAAAUUCGAUACCAAGGUCGCGGCUGUGGCAGCAUAUCUGAAGAAUAAAGUCAAACUUCGACAAGGAGACCAUGUGAUAUUGAUGUAUACCCACUCCGAAGACUUCGUAUAUGCUGUUCAUGCCUGUCUCUGCCUUGGCCUGGUUAUAAUACCAAUGGCGCCGAUUGACCAGAACCGACUGUCUGAGGAUGCCCCAGCUUUGCUUCAUCUGAUUUCGGACUUCCACGUCAAGGUGAUACUUGUCAACAGUGACGUGAAUGACUUACUCAAACAAAAGGUCGUUGCCCAACAUAUCAAACAGUCAGCAAAUGUUCUCCGGGUCAAUGUGCCUCAGACCUAUAACACCGCAAAACCGCCCAAACAAUCUCAUGGAUGCCGGCAUCUGGGCUUCACUCUAAGUGAAGCAGUUAUAAAGUCUCACUUGCCAGCAAUGGUGUGGACGUAUUGGACACCAGAUCAAAGAAGAUUGUCAGUACAUAUUGGCCAUGACACAAUUAUGGGCAUGUGUAAAGUCCAGAAAGAGACUUGCCAAAUGUCUAGCUCCCGUCCUGUGCUUGGAAGUAUUCGAAGUACCAUGGGUCUCGGAUUCAUCCAUACGUGUCUAAUGGGAAUCUACGUCGGGGCUCCUACUUACCUUGUAUCCCCGGUUGAUUUUGCUGCCAACCCGUCAUCAUUAUUCCACACUUUGGCUAGGUAUAAGAUUAAAGAUACAUAUGCUACCGGCCAAAUGUUGGAUUAUGCUAUGAGUAGCAUGACCGCAAAGGGGUUCCAACUUCAUGAGCUAAAGAACUUGAUGGUGGCAACUGACUCAAGGCCAAAGGUGGAUAAAGUUCGACUGCAUUUUGCGGCUGUCGGUCUCGAUCGAACUGCCAUUAACACCAUUUAUUCACACGUUCUUAACCCGAUGAUAGCUUCGAGGUCCUACAUGUGUAUAGAGCCAAUUGAGCUUUGGCUUGAUACACUAUAUCUCAGACAAGGAUACAUAUACCCCGUUGAUCCUGAGACUGCAACUAAUGCCCUCCUCGUCCAAGAUUCAGGUAUGGUUCCUGUUAGCACACAGAUUGCCAUCGUGAAUCCUGAGACUUGCUGCCUAUCUCACGUUGGGGAAUAUGGAGAGAUUUGGGUUCAAUCUGAGGCGUGUGCAAAGGCCUUCUAUGGAUCUAUGCAAGAGUUUGAUCUAGAGCGGUUCCGAGGACGUAUUGUUGAUGGCGACCCAGAUGCCGUCUAUGUCCGUACAGGCGAUCUAGGCUUCUUGCAUACUGUGACAAGGCCGAUUGGGCCUGGUGGACAGCCUGUUGAGAUGCAAGUUCUAUUCGUCCUUGGUGGUAUAGGAGAAACAUUCGAAAUCAACGGCCUUAACCAUUUCCCCGUCGAUAUCGAGGUUACUAUCGAAAAUUGCCAUAGAAAUAUCGUCAAGGGCGGGAGUGCUGUCUUCCAAGCAGGCGGUUUGACGGUCGCCUUGGUAGAAGUUAACCGCAAGGCCUACUUGGCCUCUAUGGUGCCUGUUAUUGUGAACAGUGUACUGAAUGAGCACCAAGUAGUUACGGACAUUGUGGCGUUUGUCCCUCGUGGACAUUUCCCUCGAUCUCGCUUGGGCGAAAAACAACGUGGAAAAAUCCUUGCUACUUGGGUUACGCAGAAACUAAGAACAAUCGCUCAAUUCAACAUCCGCGAUGGUGGCAGCCACGAGAUGAAGGGCGGCGAAGGGCCAGAACGACGCCAAUCUUCUAAAGCUGGCAGUAUCAUGGAUUCCAGCAUCCUUCAGCCACAAACCCAUUCUCCAUAUCCCGAACCAGAAGACUAUGGUCAGAUGCAACAGCCACCCGUUACUGGGCCUGCCGAGCAUGCUGAACAGUACCCCCUUCUUUCUGAAGGUAUUGUGGAUUAUAUUGAUCCAUCUCUUAUAGGCACAGACAAUGCUGAGCACUAUCAGGAUCCCAGCACGGUGAAUCAUGAUGUGUCACAUCACCAACCUCUUCACGCCGAGGAGCAAACGCUUCCCACCGGAGAAGGUGUAGAAAGGGAGUUUUCACCUGCGGGUAAUCCGGAUGCUCAACGAGUCCAAAGCCCUGAAAGCUAUGCUGGUAAUGGUAGUGGUGGCAGCAUAAACAGAACGGCUUCUCCAGCCGUUGCCCCUAUUGCCGGUGAGGUUCCUCGCCACAACAGCACUUCCCCUCCUCGAAGCGGCCUGCGCGUUCAUAAUGGAGACGAACCUAUUUCCCGACCGCAUUCAACAGCACCAGACUUUGGGAUUUUCGAAAAGACACAAUUACUACCUCCGGCGAAGAGAAAAGAAGUUCCCACUACGUACACCCUACCGGUGAGAAAUAGCAGUAUUCAAAAAGAUAAUUUCCAUGGCCCUAAUCCCGCUAUUGUCGGCCAUGAAAAUGGAGGCACUCAUAACAAUACGCAAUAUGAUGACGAAGCUUAUGAUAUCAUCGAUAAUUGGACGGAGGAUACAGGUGCUUCUCACCCUCAGCACCAGUAA